Acanthochromis polyacanthus (spiny chromis) is the source of this 426-nucleotide messenger RNA. It is a transcript of the gene msgn1, whose product is annotated as mesogenin 1. Gene Ontology annotation, molecular function: protein dimerization activity; DNA-binding transcription factor activity, RNA polymerase II-specific; RNA polymerase II cis-regulatory region sequence-specific DNA binding. Gene Ontology annotation, biological process: regulation of transcription by RNA polymerase II; mesoderm formation. The record is from RefSeq and is a predicted model, not a curated record. Gene Ontology annotation, cellular component: nucleus. The transcript has a single exon. The coding region runs from base 1 to 426 and encodes 141 amino acids. Lineage: Eukaryota; Metazoa; Chordata; Actinopteri; Pomacentridae.
AUGGAUCUGGAGGAUGUUACAGCCAAAUUACUGUCCGAGUGGAAGAGCCAUGAGAGCGCUUUUGGAGAAAAUCUGGAGUCACUUCAGUCCUCCUCACCGGAGUCUGCCAUGGACUCCAUGUGCUCCUCGCCAGAGAUGUGCUACUCCAGCGACAACCAAGAGAUCCAAGAUUUUGGCUUCAGGGGGCGCAAAGUGACUCCGGCGGCGCAAAAACAAAGCAAGACAAAAAUGUCCACCAAAAGACGCAUGAAGGCCAGCGAGAGGGAGAAGAUGCGGAUGAGGAGCCUUGCGAAGGCUCUGCACCAGCUCCGUGACUACCUGCCGCCAGACUACAGCAAGACAGGCCAGCCCCUGACCAAGAUACAAACGCUCAAAUACACCAUUGAAUACAUCAACAAGCUCUCGGACAUCCUGAGCCGCGCAUAA